Chara braunii is the source of this 1748-nucleotide messenger RNA. The record is from the annotation of a GenBank genome assembly. Lineage: Eukaryota; Viridiplantae; Streptophyta; Charophyceae; Charales; Characeae.
CACAAAGACCUGCUCCUCUCAGCAAGAAGGUUGCUGGAAACCGGUGGCACACAGCGCACAAAGUAUAGAGUAUGGUGGGACUUCCCUGCUGAACUACGGUCAACGACAUGCCCUGCAAGUUUGACUUUGAUUGUGGCUUUGGGCCGCUCAGUGAGGAAACUGCCUCUGCGUGUGAUUGCGACAAGUGUGAAAGGGGGUGAUGGGAUCAAACUGUCAUGCAGCUUUUUUUUUGCGGUCGCAUCGAGCAGCAAACGGCAGAUGAAACCUGGGCCGUCCGAUAAAAGGUCUGGUCAGGACGAGACGCAGUCGAGACGGCCAGAUAAUCAGUCUGAUGACUACGAUCAGGAUGAGAUGAUUCCUUCCCUGUCUGUCUUAGAGGAGCAGAUGGAGCAAUGGUGGCCGCCGCAGCAGAAGAAGAAGAAGAGAAACCGCAAUCGGACGGAGUAUGAGUUGACGGGAUUCAACUUUGAACUUUGUGCAGAAAAUGGUGAAUGUGCGGAAUUAUGGGCCAAACACGGUGUACAGUCUGAACGGGAUGAUCGUGUUGCGCGAACGAGUUUCAGAACCACAGAAAGAAGGAUGUCCGUGCCGUUGUCAAUGGACUCAAAACACGCUGGAGUAGGGGUGGGGGUAGGGGUAGGGGUAGGGGUAGUUGGUAAGGAGGAUCUUGCUUGGAGGGGCUCUUUUCUGUCUCUCCCUUUGCCCUUUCUGGUUGUGCUAAGCAUUCUGAGUGAAGGACUGGUCUGGCAUGAACCCUCUGGUCUCCUGGCGAAGGCCGAAGUCCUCUGUCACUCAAAUCAGUACCGUUGCGAAGGCGAAGACCAAUGGUGCAUUGACGGGAACAAACGGUGCGAUGCGACAUAUGACUGUCCCGAUGCGUCUGACGAGAACGGCUGUCAUUCGUGUCCCGGCUUCCAUUGCCGGAACAGCAAAUGCAUACCAAGUAAACUGCAGUGCGAUUCUGAGGACAACUGUGGAGAUGGAUCGGAUGAACUCGGUUGCCCUUCCCCAUCUGCUCCCCUACCCUCUUCUUCAUUAUCACAGUCCCCUUCAUCUCUUCCUCCCUCAAGUUCUUUGCAUCCUGAGAUUCUUGAUGGCAAUUCCUCCUCCUCCUCCUCCUCCUCCUCUUCCUCCUGUGCCUCCCCGCCAUCCUCAUCUAGUACCUCAUCCCCCUCAGCAAUCAUGAGCAGCGAGUCGGCAUCAUCAACACCAUCGUCAGCUUCUCCACCCUCCUCUCCCAUAUCUCGUUCACCACCCUCCUCGGUGUCUUCAUCGUCUCCAUCUGGCGAUUCAUCUUCCUCUUCAGUGCUUCAUGCCCUCGUCCCCCCAUCGUCACAACCUUCCCGAGGAGUUUCACCGAAAUGCAACCCUGCAGAAGGUGACCCUUUUGGACAGGUGAGCAUCACAAACUAUUCAGGCCAAGCAUACGAGGGCUCGCCUGGAGAGGCAGCAGGUCAAAGCGCAUCUUCCAGGGCAAACACCGUGAGAUCGUCCGUCGUGGCUGGUAGUCAAGCUGCAGCCUCGGCAGAUCAACCUUAUUAUUAUAGUAAAGGGAGUAAGCUUCCACUCAUCUUAAUAGCCUGUGGAAUGUCAGUACUUGGACUUGUAGUGUGUUCGUGUGUGGUUUGCUUUUACAUUUGGCGAAACCUGGCUCUGCGAGUAGGGAACACGAUUGGCAAGCAAUCUGAAGAGGAUGGUGUCUCGUCAGCGUCUGAUUUUUCUGAUUGAAAUCAAUAUCAAGGUGUAUU